Xyrichtys novacula (pearly razorfish) is the source of this 29668-nucleotide messenger RNA. Lineage: Eukaryota; Metazoa; Chordata; Actinopteri; Labriformes; Labridae. The record is from the annotation of a GenBank genome assembly.
AUGGGGAUUAUGCUUCAAGUUAUUCUAGGAAUGUUUCAAUUCCUGCUGCUCACCAGAAUACCCACGUCCCAUGCCAAGGUAUGUAUAGGCCGAUGAAUUUUACUCCAUUGACUGCAUGUUUGAACUGGUCAGAUGGCCUUCAGCUAUUGAGCUUCUGCAGAUUUAUUCCCAGUUUGUAUCCAUAAUCACUUGAUAAGCACGGAGUGAUAUAGAGGAGGAGGAACUAGAGGGUUUGGUGAGAGCCACGAGGGACUUUGAUGAACUUAUCCUUUUGGUCCAAAACACCUGACACUUCAGGUCGAGUGACACAAAUUUCACAAUUUUUGAGUGUUCAGUAUUUACUAUUCAACCUACCAAUAAGCUGGAGAAUUCAUCCAGUUUUUGGGCUGCCAGAUUGUGAGAAUACUUUUCCAUCAUAGCCCUUGACUUGGUCUUUCCUUGGACCAACAAAUGAAGAAGAUCCACUCGCUUUUUCAACAGCAGAUCCUGAAAUUUAAUCAUUGGUAUCAUAAAAGAUGCAAAAAUGUUUGCAAAUACACUUACUCGCCUUCUUGAAGGAAGUUUGUGGUGAAUUACCCCUUUUGGCAGCUCAAGAUCCAAAAUACUUAACUAUCACUAAAACUGAGGGAUCUGCUUUCCUGGAAGUAAAAUAAAUCUUUAUUCACCUCUAAAUAUCAUAUAUUUCAAGUUUUAUUGGGUCUCAGUCAAUACUAAACAACAUUUAAAACAUUAAGGGGACAACUCUCAAGUGUAAGUUCUCGCUGGUUGCCAGGCUUAGAAAUUAGUCUGCACAUAACCUGAAAAAGUGUAUAUGUUAACGUAUAGCUUUUUUUAAUUGAUUGAAAUAAGUAAUAGCAUUAAAGUUUGGAAGCAGAAGAAAUACUUGUGACCUGAUUUUUCUUUUUUAGUUUCAGAGAGUCAAGCGAGUUGUUUCCUGAUGUUUUAAUAAUAAUGCAUCAGAUUUCAUAUAGCACUUUAUCAGAGACCCUCAAAGCGCUUUACAUUGGAAACAUCAUUCAUUCACUCACACAGUCACACCUCGGUGGUGGUAAACUACCUUAGUAGUCACAGUUACCCUGGGGCAGACUGACAGAAAUGUGGCUGCCAGUUUGCGCCAGCACUCACAAUCAUUCACCAGUGGAGGACACACACUGGGAGCAAGGUGGGAUAAGUGUCUUGCCCAAGGACACAAUGGACAGACUCAGGAUAGAGGGGAAUCGAACCGUCAACCUUUCGGUUAUUGGAUGACCACACUGCCUCUUGAGCUACUGCCAUCCCAAGCCUUUUGCUAUGCCUAGCUAGCUCAGAGAACUGCAAGUAGCCUCAAUACUCUCGCCAUAUUAUUCUAGUAAAAUAACUUAAUUUUUCUAGAGCUAUGAGCUGCUGAUCAGGACCAGUCCCUCUACUUGCUAAAAGACAAACUAGCCUAAAAAGGUUGGGCCAUGCGUAGGAUUUAUUGAGAACUUGCAAACCAAAAUAUGACCGCUUAUUGGCAUUGAUAAAGCCAUUAAAAGGCGAUACUAAGCAUUAUAACAUAAUUUCUAAUUAUGUGGAGCACUUUUUCAAUUUUAUAUUAAACUUUUCUGGAAGUACUGCCCAGCAGUAUAGAAAUUGGGUCAAUUUUUGUACUUUGUUUUUGUGUCUUUUUGAAGUUUUAACCAAUUUUUGUGUAUAGACUCUAAUCAGUGUACUUCGAAAACCCGCAUUUCAGUCGUCAUAAAUGAAUAAAAAAUGACUGGUGUCCUCAAUUUGACACCUGGAUUACACACACACACACACACACACACACACACACACACACACACACACACACACACACACACACACACACACACACACACACUUAGAUGAGCUGCAUGUGCUGGUUUCUUUUAUUUAUGUCUGGAGACUUGUAUCAGGAACAGGCCGUGCUCUGCAGCAAUGUGGGAUUCAGCCCUGACUGUGUUACUGUGUGCUUGAAUGAUGCAUCAUUGUAGACGCUACAUAGCAACACGCAUCAGAAAAGCGUCCUCACCUUCUCACAGCUGCAGGCUCUCACCCGAGACUCUCUACUCUCAUGCCGUCUGUCAGCACAUUUCAAAAAGGGGUCAUCCUUUUUAUAUCCAGUGAUGAAGAUCUGCGGGGGAGAGACGGUGUGUAGUUGUAGGGCACGCUCACACAUAGAAACACACUCUAUUCCCAUCUCCACAGUGUGCUUCUAUGUGGAAACUGGGAGUUAAACAGAAGACAAUACCAGUGCAGAUGGCACUGGGUUGGCACCCACAAGUGUGUGAGUUUGUGUGCCAAGUCUUUGCUAAUGUGGCAGCCAAAAGGAGGUAAUCUCAUCCCCAUCAAAAAGACAGACAGAAAAGACACACUUACUUAAUCUCACAUGCUAGCAGUCACAAAAUGGCCUCAGUCCCAGCUAAACUCAGAAAUAGUGUUGGCCUAACUAGUUUGUGUGUACGUGUGUGUCUCUGUGUGUGAGUGAGUGAGAGAGAGUAGUUUAAAGGGGGUGGAGCAGUCAAAAGGGGGCAAAUGGACAAAGUCUACAUUCCCUUACAAGUGGCCUUGGUCGUCACAAACAUACACACGCGCACACUAAGCAAUAAGCGUGACACAGCUGUAAAAUUCAGUCUCACUAUCAUGAUUUCCCAGAAUGUAACGAUUAUUCAUUAGACUUACCACUGAUAUAAAAAAAACUACAAAAUGGAAGUCGAGUUUUCAGGAACCUUUUCAUCAGAGCAGAGUAAUGGGGUUAUUUGCUGUAAUUGCGCUCAGUCAGUAAGUAAUAUCCUGUGGCUUAUAAGGAAUUACAGAUAAUGAAUUCCGCUGCCUGAAUCUUUAAGAAGUAUGCUCAUAAUAUGCUCUGCGGAAGAGGAGCUUGUUUAACUACUUUCAUGUAGUUUAGUCCAGUCCUGUGGUUUUCCAAUUCAGAGUCGGGGCCCCUAGGAGGAGUCACAUCUGAGGAAUAAGAUGAUGGGAAAUUCUCUUUCAACUUUUCAUCAAUGUUUGCUUUUAUUAUUUAUCAGACAGUCAUUUAAUGAAUCCAUCUGAGAACUUGAAAACAUCUGGAACAAGAUAAGAGUGUUAAGCGAUAGUGUUGGUUUGAAAAAGGUCUUAAAGGGAUAUUUUGGAUGUAUAAAAUUAAUUUAGGGUCAAACACAUCGCAACACCGAGUUAGACACCCCCUCGAGAGAUGAAUGUUGCCGACUGCUCCGCUUACUUAUCUAGUUAUACCAACUUUCGUAACGACCGCACGAUAGCAAUACACAGCGGUCUGAAGAGCCACACACAGACCUCAACCAAAACGCCACUCUAUAGCCACAAAUAAUGCUCAGAACAGCACCUAACUUCAUCAGUACAUAUAGGGUCCCAGCCACAGCACUAGCCACCAAACCUUUAAACUUUUCUUAAUUCCUUUAGCAAAGAGACUAAACACAACUCACCUACUCUCAUUCAGCAGCCGUUUGUUUGUAGCCAGACCUUGGGCAAAUCCAUUACAGACUGCUGCGGGGUGACGCACACAUUAUUUCUUCAUGGAAAUGCGAUCAGACCAAGACGCUAAGGCAGAAGAACUACCACGUCUACAGUGCAUAAUGAUUAAUAUGGUGAUUAUUAUUUAAAGGAAAUGAUAAAGUAAUGAUCAUAAAUGUUCUUCCUUGAGCUGCGUCACCCCGCUGUAGUCUGUGCUUUACUUUGGGAACUGGUGCAAUAUUUCAUCACGUGUAGACAUUUUUAAGGCUGAUGUCCCCUCUAGAAAUCAAGUGUCAGUGUUUUUGUGGUGUCCUUUCGCCAAGUGUCUGGCUGUGAGCUUGAUUUUGUAACCAAACAGUAGUUCAAAAUACUUGUUUUUUUUGGGUAAACUUUAAACCAGAUGAUGUUAAUUAUUUUUUAAAGAUUAAAAUUUGGCCUCAUUUGGACAGGACAGCUUGAGAAAGACAGGACAUGAUGAGAGAUGGGGGGGAAUGACGUGCACCAAAUCUUGCAGCGACUGGAAGUAGAUCCUGUACGUUAAGGACUGCCUCCUCAUAUGAGGCGUGCUUGGACUGCUAGGCUUGCAGCGCCCUGUGUCUCUAACUAUGUGGCCACAUUUCCUAGGGUCAGAGAAUGAACCAGAUAGGAAAAAGUUCUAAAAGCAUGAACUUACUCACUGGAGCUUUAAUUCUAUUAUCACUAUACACAACUUUUAGUAUAGCUGUUGCAUGAUAGUGAUAUCACACCAGGAGUUGCUAAAAAGGAAAAAAAAAUCUGUCAGUGCCAGACUGGAUGUUUUGAAAUAUUCUACAAACCACUGAUAAAUUCAUCACACUUAUAAUGAGUCAGUUCCUGCUGCACACCAUCUGUAAUAAUUUACCGCAUCAAAUCAGGCGGCAAAACCUUUUACUAUCUUCCUGCAGGCCUACUGAGAGGGUUUUAAACACUGUAAUCAGCUGAUAGAAAUGAGGGUAAAGGUAGCAGGUAGAACAUUUCUAGCUAAAGACCCACAGGGACUCAUGGGCUAUGUUUGUUCAGGAAACAUUUCAUAACACAGACUUAAACGAUGUGUAUUUGUUUGAUCAAACUACUGCACGUCUGCUCCCAUAAUCAGAUCCAGUUUUGUUGAAUCUUUUUCGUAUAUUGUCGUUGAUGAGAAGUCUUUCACUCUUUCAAUGUUGGUAAGACACUAGAGGAGAUCUGAGGAUGCUACUUUGGGUUCUAGGAAAUCGUGAUGAUUGUUUCCUCCAAAAUUUCGACAUUCAAGAGGCUCAACGAUAAAUUUUCCACUAAACUGUCAGUGUACAAAUAUUUAACAGGUUAACUGAUGACAAUUAGUGAAGUCUCAGUGUACUCUGACUACAUUUAUUGAAUUUACUCUCAGUUUAGUUGAGUGAUGUUUUGUUUUCCUGUCAAGAGGUGGAGUAUACUUGGAUAGAUUUCAGCCUUUUUUGAAUGAAAUUUUUUACAACUUUCUUAUUUAACAUUUCUAUAUGCUGCAAAAAUUCAUGCUAUAAAUAAGAGUGAUUGACCACAAGUACACUUGAGCCAUCUUGGGACAUAACUGUUUCCUUUAGAUAAGGCUCCCAUUGAUUUUUCAGUUUUUUUUUUGUCAUAACUCUAGUUUGCUGAAUCUAAAUUUGAUGUAGCCAAUUACCUUGAGUAGAAAUAUAUUGAGACAGUACUUUUCACACUCACUCUUUCGUUUUUCUCUUCAACCCCCCUCAUCACAGCUCGCUCACUGGCGGCCAGCAGACUCCCCAAAAUCCAGGGAAGGUCGAGAAGGUAUGCGUCCUGUUACUGAAAGGAUCCCCGCUCUAUUUCAAAGGUAACAAAUUGUAUUUUGAUUUGUGUAUGUGCGUCUCUUCCAGUGCGGCGGUGGUUGGAGGUUUAUUCACGAAGUGGCUGUGAGCCUCGGGACACUCUGGUGGAGGUUUGGCGGGAGUUGCCCGGGGAGACGCACCAUCUCUUUGUCCCGUCCUGUGUGUCAGUGAGGCGAUGUGGUGGCUGCUGCUCAGACGAGGCCCUGGAGUGUGUACCCCUGCUCACUCAUACGCUCACAAUGGAGGUACACACACACACACACACACACACACACACACACACACACACACACACACACACACACACACACACACACACACACACUCACACACACACACACAGACUCGCCAGCCUGCGUCAUUGUGAUUGAGUCAUGUUUUUCAAUGAGAUGAUCUUAAUGUAAUAUUUUAUCUGAUCUGUCUACAGCUGAUGAGAACCUCUUUUAUGAGACAUGAGCUUGUCGAGCUGCCUUUCAAUGAGCACAGCCAGUGUGAGUGCAGGUAAUACAAUACUCUAUCACUGUCUGUAUUCAAGGAUGUGAUCUUCACUGACCUCUCCUCUCCUUGACACUGACACUGUCUGUUUCAUUUGUGUGUAGAUUAAAAGAAGAAUUGAGGCUAACACCUACAACAAGGUAACACACAGCAGUUUUCUCAUUUCACUCUGAAAUGUUUCCUUUAUUUUCUCAUCUUAAUCUUUUUGAUUUCCUGUUUAUGAUUGCGUGUGAGCGAGCCACAGUUUUGACAUUUCAAGAUGAAUCAUCUCUAAUGACUCUCAGAAGCUCUCUCUGUUUAUCCACAUCCACUAAUGACUGUCUUACAAUUCUGCUGAUGGUGUUUUUGAUUGAGAGAGGGUAUAGUCAGGGGACUGAUUCUGUCUGAAAUGGUUUGUUUCAACCCCAGUAGCUGUAAGGUGCUUGUCAGGUUCUUGCUCCAGAAGUCAUUUUCAGGAGAUGGACCAUUUGGAUACCCCUCCUUCCAGCAGAAGUGCAGCAUAAAGAAAAUGUCCUUGUUUGGUUUCCAGUUAUGAGAGAAACCAACAGAUUUACCUUUGUUUGAGAGGAAGCUUUGCUGGUUGCAUUCGAUUCUUGUUAGGGGCUACUUUUUAUGCAUUGCCAUCACCUUAGAACCUGAAACUUCCAUCAUGCCCGUUGUAUGCAGAGGCAGCAAAUUUCAGUCAGAGAAGGAGAAAACAGGUGGAGUUAAAGUCGGACGCUUUUUAAUCAGGCACAAGUCAGGCCAACCAAAGAGUGCCAAUAAAUAGGAGAUGCAGUUGGAUUUCAAAGGAGACCAUUGGUACAACACUUAUUUGAGGCCAGGCACAGAUUUAAGGUUGACCAGUCAGUGUUGAAUUUAUUACACUGGAAUGACGGUGCCCUAAAAUCGUGUCUCAAUGAGAAAGUUGAAAGUGACAGAGAUGUGAUAGUUUCUCAUUUUACUGGAGUAACAAAAUUUUCUGCAAGUUGAUUUAAACGUCUGACUCAUAGUCAUAAAGCAAUUUAUAAAAAUGGUGGAAAGCUGUUGAGAGUAGAAAUCUGUAACACUUGGGUUAAUAUGUAAACAAGAAAAGCUCUCUGUUAAGGUAGUAUUUGGUCGAACACUGUGACAGGAAGGUUUCAGCUGUGUCCCUGAUGUUUGUGUACCUCUGACCACACAAUCACAUGAUUGCAUCUUCAAUGUUUAUGUCCCUCUGCUUCCUGUUAGGAUGUGGACAUAAAUAAAGGAUUCCUAUGUAUGUGUGUCCUUUAUCCAGUACGUGGUUCAUGUGUCUGUGCGGCUGUGUUUGGUUUCGCUCUAUCUCUACAUGUAUCGUGUACAUUCCCCAUGUGUUGUUAUUAUUAGUGCGUGUGAAAGUUUUUAAUUGUGUGUGAGCAUUUGUUUCUGUGUGUUUAUAUGCGUGCGUGUGUGUUUGCCCCUGAGUAAGUUAGCAUCUGUGUGACUCUCUCCCAGCAUCCCCUGGGACUGCCCGCAUCCUGUUGUCACCAUAGUGAUGAUCUUAUCUCCCCCUGCCAUGUGCUCUUGCAGAGUCUGACAGAGCAGAGUCACGAACCAUGAUAGAAAAAAACAGCAGCACCAGCAGCAGCAGAGCAGAGCACAGCGUUAAUGAUGUCGAGCUAAGCUGGUGAACACUGUUUCCAUAAUUUGAUAGAGUUUAAUGCAGUUUGCAGCAGACAGGAUUAGAAGAAAGAGACAGCAAAGUCAAACAAGGACAGACACUAAUGCAGUGCUGACAGUUAUGCUGAAUCGGAAAUCGUGACUUUUAUUCCAAGUUUUUGGAGACUGUCUCUUCUUCCUACAAGACUAAACUCAUGCCACUGCUUUCAGAUUUCUAUUUUGGGUCUUUUAUGCCUUUUUUUUUGGAAAGAGCAGCUGAGAACAAACUUAAAGUUUUAAAGAAAGGAAGAGAGAGGAGGAGAAGGAGAAAUGCAUCAACAGGUCAAAACCAAGUGAAACCUGCAAAUGAUGGCCUGCAAUACUGAUUCUGCAUUUGCAGUGAAACACACUGUAACAUCGAGUUAGACACCCCCUCGAGAGAUGAAUGUUGCUGAAUACUUGCUUCUCUAGUUAUACCAACUUUAGUAACAACCGCAUGAUAGCAAUACACAGUGGUCUGAGGAACAAUUAACAAACCGCAACCAAAACUCCACUCUAUAGUCACAAACUAUGCUCAGAACAGCACCUAACUUCAUCUAAGGUCUUAGCCACAGCACUAACCACCAAACAAAUUUUUAACUUUGACUAAUCCCUUUAGCAAAAAUACUAAACACAACUCACCUACUCUCAUCCAGCAGCCGUUUGUUUGUAAUGAAACCUCGGGCCAGUCCAUUACUGACUGCUUCGGGGUGACGCAGCUCAAGGAAGAACAUUUAUGAUCAUUUCUUCAUGGAAAUGCGAUCAGACCAAAACGCUAAGGCAGAAGAACUACCGCGUCCGCAGUGCAAAAUGAUUAAUAUGAUGAUUAUUACUACAAGAAAUUGAUAAAGGAAUGAUCAUAAAUGUUCUUCCUUGUAACAACUGCAGGAGUUAAUUUCUUACAUUUAAACUUUAAUGUUGUAAAUAUUGAUAAUGUUGGAAAAAGUCAAAAGUCAGUGUUGAGGAGCAAGAACAAAAUCUUUCACAUUAUCUGUUGCUGCAGAUUAAGAGUGAAAAGUCUGCUAAAGUUGCCAAAAGCACUGAUAAAGUGGAUAUUAAUGUUGAAGAUUCAAGAUUAAAACAACUGUAUGAAUCCCAGAAGGGUGAUUCAGUUUUGCAGCCUACCAAAUAAAUUAAACUAACAGGUCAACACUGUCAACUCCAGCAUUCAGACAUUUUAUUCCAGGGAGCUGUGUCAUAUACAGCAGAUUACAGCAACAGGCCAAUUAACCAAUUACUGCUGCCGAUGUUUAGCAGCAUGAUUGCACAGGGAACAAAAGCGCGUCAGUAUCUUUUUUCCCUCUCCGAUGGCAUUUAAAGAGAUGAGAUUAGGGAUUGGGACCUACUGAUUUAUGAUUCUUUUGGCUCUUUGGUCUACCUUUUUAUUUUUCUUGAGGGAACUCGAGUCUUUUUGCUGAGGUCCAACAACAUUCAAAACUUUAUACAAGAACAUCUACUCUGUGUGAAGCUCAGUUUAAAGUCAGACCCUAUUGUGAAGAUUUAUUUAGGUUUUUAAAAGUGCCAAAAUGUUUGCUUGAUGUGAUUACUAAAGAGCUUAGCAUUUGUGAAAAAACACUGCUUUGUGAAUCAUCAUGAGACUCUUGCAUUAACUGUUUAAUUUCUCAAUAAUUUAUUGAAGAUAUAAAACCCAAUAGUCAUUUUGUAAAGCCGUUUAUUUUGAAGUAAAAGAAGUCAACAACAUUCUCAAAUGUCAAAAUAAGUUAUUUGGAUUUUUGCUUUAACUAAAGACAGAAACAGUAUUGACAAAACCAGACUGUGAAUCAGAAACUGUCAGUUAAAAGAAUAAGUGAAGAAGCAAACUUCUAAAUAGACCAUGCAGCACACUGGGAUCAUUUCAGGAUGCUUUUAAUGCAUUCACACACUCAGGAAGACUGAUUUCAGUUUGAUGUCAAAGAGUCUAAUGUGUGUCUGAUAUUCACAGGCCCUUAGUGAAGCCACCAAGAAAAGACAAGAAAAAAAGAAGAGGGAAACCCAGACAGAAGACACCUGGAGCCACCAGAGCUGUGUACGUAUGACUAUCGGUUGACAUGUGUGAACGCUUCAACUUGGUUACAAGCCUUUGAUUGUUUUUGUGUGUGUGUGUUUUUCUAGAUACUGUCAGCGUCAGUGUGAAUGUUUGGAUUACAGAGAAAAACUAGGUUAUCAGGAUAUGCCGAAGGUUAAAUUGCUUUACAGCCAAAGCACUCAGGGACACACACAUACAGAGAGAGAGAGAGAGAGAGAGAGAGAGAGAGAGAGAGAGAGAGAGAGAGAGAGAGAGAGAGAGAGAGAGAGAGAGAGAUAUUUAUGUCACUUUGAGGACAUUACAGAGAGAAACUUUAUAUUAUAGUAGGACCUACUGUGAAAACCACUGACCUCUGAUAACCCUUUCUUUCCACUCAGGGACACAAUGUUUGUCCUAAAUUAGAUGGGAAAUCAGACUUACUUCACAUAUUGAACCCUUUGAAAUGCUAAAAAGAUUAAACAUUUAACUUUUGUAAUAAUUUCCCACGAUGUGAAAGUCUAUGCAGCAGUGGUUUACAGCACAGGGUCCCAAAGAAAAGAGGGAAGCGUGUGAAUUUUGGUGCUUUUCAAAUGACUCAGUUGAUCCAAGGAAAAUAACUGGCUAUUGCGACAACAGUUUUCACAAGUAUUACUGCAAAUCUGCCAAUUCUAUGCUAUAAAAUCAAAGUGAUAGACAAAGAUUCUCAGUCAGGUAUUCCCUGACACUGCAUCACGUCAUCAACAGGUCCUCUUUGUGAUGUGUAUUAAUUUGGCAUAAGGGCGAGAAUAACUGAUUUGAGUUUUAGGACACUGGUCCAUCGUAUAUCUCAUAAAGAGGUCUGUUAGACACACAAGUCUAGAAGUGUAGAGAGUAACAGAGUUAGCCCCCUUCUCCCUUUUCCCGUAACAUUGCUGUCAGUCUCUAUCCAGCCACCGGGGUGCCAGAGGUGGCUCGGUUUGGGUGUGACGUCCCUCACCACCCAUCCAUCACUUCAAACCGCCUUUAUUCAGACACUGGCAGGGGUGAAAUCUGUGUAAUUUGCUCUUAAAUGCCCCCUCCUCUAUCCAUGCCAGCGACAGGCGUGGUCACCAGGACCUGAACAAAGAUGGCCCCUCUUUGCCUCAUUAAGUCACUUCAUUAAGACUGCCAGCCUCCCAGGAAGACUGAGGCAGGACCAGCUCCAGUUAAUGGAUCAAAUGACGCAGGCAACUUUCUUAGAGCCAGUGAAAGUACUGAGACUCUUGAGGAGAAACUGGAGGCCUCGUGAAGCCAACUUAAGCGACCAAAGCCAUGGAAACAGACCGAAAAACAGGCAGACAGAAAGAGCAGAAAGUUUGUCUGCAGCUAAAGAAAUAGUAUGCCACAUUGGUCACACGUCUCCCUCACUCUGAGUGGUCUCAGUUGUGUCAGCCUGGUUGCAGUUUCAAACAAGCCGGCAUUUUAGUUUUUGCUAUGCUAAUGAGCUAGAAUAAAUAGCAAAGUAGGGGUAUUUAAAGGCCCUGAUGUCCUACGACCCCACAGGUGUAUUAAUUCUGCAACUAACUCUACUGUUCCUCACCUGUCUCCUUAUACAGGACCCUCGCACUCCCAACUCUCCCUCCCCCAUCCUCACCUCCUCCUCCAUCACCCCCUCCAACCAGCCUCCCUACUUCUCCCCCUCCAUCUCCCUCUCCAACACCAUCUCAGAGGCCUUGUUGUCGUCCCUGCAGAGGGAGGAAGUGGGCUUUGGAUGAGACGUCUUGUCAGUGUCACUGCACCAUCAGAGCUGAGAGCUGCAAGCGUAAAAACCUGCGGCUCAACCCCCAGCGCUGCAGGUCAGUCAAGAGAAAACUAUUUAUUACUAUUUUUGACGUAUUUUUGACCACAUGUUUGUAUCAAUAUGUGAACAAAAGAUAAAGACAAGGCUGGAUACUAAAAAGCAGGUGGUUGUCAAUGCUCAUUGUCAAGGAAUCAAAUGUACAUGAAGAAGAUGUUUUUUCUCUGUCUUAAGAAUUUGUGCAUCUUUCUAAAAAGUUAUCCAAAAUGCAUUUCAAAUGAAGCUCUUAAAUGCACUACAAGUUGCAGAGAUGCUGACCAGCUUUGAUACAGUGAAGUCCUCUGUUGGAAGUAUGAAGUGUGGCAGAGAGGAUUCAAUGUGAUAUCUUUAAAAAGGCACAUUAAACCCUGAGUUUCUCUCUCUGUGAUUAUAAUAGAGGUUCUUACUGGAGUUUUUAUUGAAGGAAAUUGGCCAAUAGCUCUGUGACUCAGAAACAAAGCCGGUGAUGACAGUAAUAAGACUCCUUAGAUCAGAUCUUCAUCUGAUAUAACCAUGCAUCAUCAUUUUAUUAGGAUGGUUGAUGAAUCUCACUCAGUUUACCAUAAUCUUAUGGUAUCCUGAGACAUUAUGCUCAAACUGGGAAACUCAAACACUCCUAUAACUUCAUGCUGCUGUGUCUUUGUGUUAUGUGUAUCAAAAUACACAGAGAAUCUGACCAAUCAUAAUGACUUCAACGUUGCCUGAGUUAUCUGUACACUCUAAAAACCCCUUUUAACCCAACAUGAGGGUUGAAUAGGGAUCGACUACUUAUUGGGUUAUUUUAACCCAGAAUGCUUGGUUAUUCAAAUUAACCCAAAUUUUGGGUUGACUCAAUAACCCUUUUUAAUGGUCAAGUUAACCCAAUGUUCAAGUUAAUUUGACUCAUGAUCCUGGGUUAAAUUGAUAUAUGCAUUUGGGGAGCUUUUCUUUUACAACCUGUACCUUAUUUUCCCAUGUACUUUUAUCUAACUGAUUGUAGACCAUAGUGUUAAGGGUCUUGUCUAAGGACCCACACUGGUGGAUAUAGUUCGCUCCUUACAGAUGUGUCUCUAGUGGGAUUCAAACUCCAACCCCCCAGAUGUUCUGACCCAAUUAUUGGGUUACUCUUAGAAAAAUAAUCCAUAAUUGUUAACCCAUUCAAAAAACUAUCAAAUUGAGUUACAACAGAAUCCAUAUGACCCAAGAAAUGGGUAUGGAUCUGAAAAAUAACCCAGAAAUUUAGCUCAACACGUAUAACCCAGGUAUUGGGUUGAAGAAAUAACCCGAGAGUUUUUAGAGUGUAACUGAGCUGUCACUGAAGAACUCCUGAAGGACAUUGUGCCAUGUUUUGAUUAAAACCACAUAUCUAAACAUCCAUUAGCUAUCAUCAAUCAACAGUCUGGUAAUCCAACAGUGUCUCACAACACUUGUAAAAGAUAUUAUUGCCUUCAACCACUUCCUGGCAAACACUAAUGUUAGCUGAGAGGUAGCUGAAUGUUAUCAUUUGCUAUUUCUGAGUAAUAACGGGUUAUAAAAUUGUUGUUUUAACAUUUGAACCAUAUAAUGUCAUUGGGAAAUCACCAUCACAUGAAUUUGAUCAAUUCUUCUAUUUUUCUCUGGUAUACAUCUCUUUUUUGUUUGUAUCUAUUCUUCUUCUGUGUAUCUAUCUGGAGAUGGUUUUAAUCCAAAAAUUAACUCUCCCGCUGUUUUUCAGGAUUCCACAUUAAACCCUCAAUUUCUGUUCUGUUAACUGUUCCAGGUGUGAAGCCGCAAGGACUUGAUGAGCCCGUCUACCUUCUUCACCCUCCAUUUCUCCACCAACCCUGCCGAUUCAUCGCCCACUCUCAGCAUCAGUGCCAUAAAGCACACAGAUGAACAUCCAGAAGCUCAGACAACUAUCGGAAAUAUUAUCAGAAGCACACACAAGAACCUUGGGUAGCAUUCUAGUUUAGUAUCAAGAGCAGCUUCACAGCUGAAUAUAUAGUAGACCUACAUAUGUGUGUAUGUGUGUGCAACCAAACAUCUUAUCAUCCCUUGUCUGCCCACGUGUGUGAGCAGACAUGUAGAGCUACAUAACUCACUCCAUGAAUGGAAGGAAUGGAGGUGUGAAAUGGCAGCACAGCAGUGUUUAUGAGAGACUAAAUCUUUCUUGGAGUAAGCCAUUGAGCGUGGGACCACAUUGCCAUGGUUUGGAGGUUAAAGGACUAUGAGAAGUGCUUCUGGUCUGCAGAUACAAGAAAGCAGCAGAAACACUCUUGAUCUACGCUAAAAAAAUAACAAAGGAUAUGAAGAGGACUGAAUUUCAUUGGCAGUUUUCAUUUCUUCAUUUAAGGAUAAACUGCACAUGGAGGUGGUUGAAGUGGAGGCCACUUCUUGUGCUGAUGAUCUAAACAUGGCCACAGAUGACAGAUGGACACUUCCACAAGGACAUGGGACACAUAUUCUCGCUGAAUGCUGGGAGGUGAGUGCAUUUGUGUGGUCUCCACGCUGAAAGACCCAGAUGGGAUAUCCCUGCAGCCGUCCUCUCUCAUUCAAAGCGUCUGACCACGGGGCUGGCUGUCCAAGCCGAUUUCCAGCAUUUGUUUAAUUUGGAGCUUUUGUCUCCAUCUUUUCUGGGCUCCUGGACUGAAAGCAGUCGCUUUGCCUCUCUUUGCAUCUCUUUUAGGCAGUGAGGAGAAUGACAAUAAUGAGGGGGCUGGCGGCUGUCCACUGCUUCACACACAAACAUUCACACUUAUAAUACCAGGAACACAGACAACACUGCUAAUGCAGACACACACAGGCUCACUCACUCUGUGCUAUAGCAAGCACACACACAUAUGCAUUCACACACAUCAUGCAAUGUGAAAUGAAUGCAGGUAGCCAUAAGCUUUUGUUUUAUGUCAGUAGUUUAUACUUGCAAUUUCCUGUAAAGUCUUCAUUUGAUAUUGUACAAUAUGCCUCUGUUUUUUAUUUUAUUAUAAUUGUGUCGAGAUGAUUGAAAAGAUAUCGUGUAUAUUGCAGAAUGUGUCUUUGUUUUUCGUGUUCAUCUUUAAUCUGUCUGCAUAAAGAGUCACGCUGGGUGGCCGUCCAUGAGCACAGCAUCUUAACUGAUACUCAAAGGUAUUGAAUUUAAACAGAGAGGGCUCACACAGGCCACAAACGGGAGACUAUAUACAUUAUAAUGUGUAACUCAAACAAUCAGUGGGGCAGUGUCGUCCACUGCAGCAUACACAAACCAAGCAAACAGCCAUUCCCAGUGCACUGAAAGGAAAACAUGUCUGUUUUUGUUGCAUGUCAGAGCUAGGAUGGAAAGAGUAUUAUUCAUUUGGAACAUAACUUGUUUAUAUUCUGACUGAAUCUCACGGUUUAACUCCAUGUUAGUUCAUGACUGCUUGGCUGCUGGGUGGCACAGGGAUUUGAACUGUGACCGUUUUAGAAAGGAUGAGGUCUAGAGCAGCUUGUCAGUCAGCGUGGCAGGCUAAACCCAAAGCUCGGAGGGCCUAUUAUGGUGGGUCACACAGUUUAAACCCAUUUUGACUCUCAUUCAGACCCUUUGCCUUGUGCUCAACCUUACUGAGAGCAUUUAACCUGUGACGUCUGAGCUCUGACAAACAGUAGCUGUGAAAGUCCAUGAUUUAUGCCUGCUCUCCCCCCUCAGAUCCAUACGAUCCUGCUGACUGACACAGCAGUCCAGAGUCUGAAUUAUUUGUGUCAGCCUCGAGCAAAAGAAAUGUGUUUCAGUGGCUGCUGUGAUAAGCUCUGUAUUUCCUUUUUCUAAGUUUAGAUUAUUGUAUUUCAUGCAGAGCCACUUGUUCAGUGUUUAUUUUUACUAUUGAUCAAUGCUUCAAUCACUACCUCUAUAUCGCAACGUAUUAAUGACCAAGUAUCAAAGCAUUGUUGUCACUUUCUCUAUGGCAUUACGAUGCUCUUUUAAGCAUUUGAUUUCUACAUCAAGCAAUAACUAUGAUCUCCAGUGUUGCUAUGUGGAGUUAAAGCAGAUCUAUAGUGAUGGUCACCAGUUUAGAGGAACCUAUAGGAGUUUUCUUUGUGUUUUUUUAAAUAAUCUAAAGGGAAAAAGUCUCAUAAGAGGAGAAAAGGAGAGGGUUUCCUGAUGCAUUUUUAGCCUUUAGUCUUGAAUUUCCUGCAUUGCUGCGAGAUAGCUGAGAUUGAUACCACCCUCAUGACUUCUACAAUUCAUUUAGCCUAGCAUAGCAAUAAUGUAGCACUGUAGCAGCACCUCAAAACCCCACUAGUUAAUGAAUAAGUUUCUUUGGAUUAGUCUGUUUGAAAACCAAAUCAUGAAAACGGCUAAGAUGUGGCUUCAUGAAAUCUCUACUUGCCACCAGAAAAAAUUAAAGCUUAAACUUAAUUUACGUUUUGAAUUUUGUACAGUUGAAAAAGCAGGGUGACGGUAUUCAUUAAUGAGUGUACGAUGUGUUGGCAGGUGUAUUUUAGUGCUUUUGCAUUGAGCUAGGUGAGCUGUUUCCUCUCAUUUCCAGUCUUUAUGCUAAGCUAAGCUCACUGCCACUGGUCCUGCCUGGUAAUUUUUAGACGGACUUUAGAAAGCCUUACGAGAAACAAAUAAGCUCCUGGCCCAUCAUUUUAUCAGUUCAUUUAUGUUUAUUCCCCCCACAGCUAUCUCGUCUUGUGGAUCCCAUCAUUCCUUUUAGAUGAUAUUGAAAUUUGUUUGAUUUUGUAGUUUUAUUUUCUGAUGUUCUGAUGUUCUAUGUAGAGUUUAAUCCGUAAAAAAACCAAAGAGUGAUAACGACAAAGUUGUAUCAUAGAGGAUAUUUUUUGCCAAAUUAUUUGAAGAUUUAGGACAGGCAGAGACUCCAGGUAGUCAGUCCUCCCAGACAAGAUAUAGUACAGCAUGCUACUCAUAACAACUUGAUUUUGUAAAGACAGAAAAAGCUAGAUGUAAAGGAUUAUCUUUAGUGAGCCUGAGAGGUGCUGGUAGGCAGGUUUUGGUGUUUCCCUUAUAUCCAGUGUUUAGACUAAGCUAAGCUAGGCUAAGCUAAGCUAAGCUAACUGGUUGCUGAUGUGGCUGGAGGAUUUACUGGACAGACUGGAAAGUGUUAUCAAGCUCCACAUCCUGCUUUUUGCAAAAACAAACAAAAAAGUCCCCAAAAGUUAUCCCAGUCAUUAACAGUUUUAUCUCAUUUUUAGCCAAUUACGCUCACGUAUUUAUGAUUAUGAGAUUUUUCUGGCUAAUUUUGCAUUUCUUUUAACAAGGAAAUUGAUGUUUGGAGAAAUAGAAUGGCCCCUUAACCUCGGUGACACUGACUUUGUGUUUGAGAUAACAAACCACAUACUGUACAUUAGACACUUGGUGGGGAAAUACGUUCAAGGCAGAAGUGAGGGAGGGUAUGAACUCAGAAUGGUGAAAAAGCUCCACUCAUACAGGCAUGUACAACAUAUCAAAGACAAUCCAUCUCAAAGUGUUGUGCUACUAAGAUGAGAUUUUUGUGAACCCUUAGAACUCUUUAAGUGACCACAUUUAAGUCUGACCAAUAAAAGGAAAUAUAUCAGAUCAAUCAGAAAGCAUUGGUACCCCAAUUGUUAAGCGUCGUAACUGUGUCUGAAAUACAUCUUGAAUGUCCUACUAUCUCAUUCAGAUGUCCUGAUCCUGUGUCAGUGUUAAACAUCAGUGUGCUUGUAUCUGCACAAUCUACUGUGUACUUCGAAGCUAGCCAUGUCUAGCCCCCCAGUGUCUUAGCCUGUAGAAACCCCUGACUAAACUAUAUAACAUUUUAUAACCUCUAAUAUUCAUCCAUAACCUUGUGUAUGACAUCCUGCAUACUUUAGAAAUGUAUUUGUAUUUUAUUUAGCUGAACCUUUGCAAUGAAUCUCCUCUCUGCAAAUAAAUUAUACUACUGUAGCCUAUCUAUAAAGAAAAAAAACGACACUCUUUUUUUGCUGCUACACCAUUUGUGCCCUAUAAACUUGUCUUUGUAGAAAACAAUGCAGUUUUAUGUUGUGGUAGAAUAUAAAUGCCAAUUAAUAGAUUCAAUGUCCACCUAUAAGUGUAUACUGCAUUGUCAAAUGUAUUGAAAUGAUACCAGGAUACAACCGUGAUGUUACAGAUGUUAUUAAAGGAAAUGUCUUAUUUUUCAUAUAAACCCUAUUGUGUUCUUCCUGUCACUGCUUAUAUGUGCUGCUGUCUACAUUUCAUGUCCCCAUCUCCCCUGUCAGUUUGUUUGAAUGUCUCCUGUGACAGUAAUGAAAAAUAAACAGAAACUUUUGAUUACAGUGCCACCCUGGGAGGCUGGUACAGAGAGGGUGUGUGUGAUGUGAGGUGGUGUUAUGAGACACAAUAUUGUUUCCUCUCCUCCUCUCAUUUGUGCUGCUGAGUCAGAAGUUGGUCGAGUACAAAGCUGUGACGACAUAAGCAGGGUGGCAUCAAGUCUUUUUUGUCAAGUACAGUAACAAAUCAUUUUGGGGCUACUUUAUACUUCUACUUUAAUAUAUUUUGAUUGCUUUUGUUUCUACAACAAUAGAAGGUAGAUCUUUGCUAACUUUCAAUGUGUCUUAGUAGCAGAUGGUACAUUGUCAUCCUAAGGCCUAAAUAUUAAAGGCUAAGUAUGUUAAAAUACAUGUGAAUCACAUAAAAUCACAUAAAACUUUAGGCCCGUACCAUCGAACUCAAAAUCUAACAAACAACAUUAACAUGAUUAUCAAAGUUAGCAUAAAUUAAAGCGGGCAAUUGUCUCCAUCUUGACCAGUUGAAAGAGUAUUGUAUGGUAUCGCUUGUAUUGUAUCUUAUUGUAUUGUAUCGUAUAUCAUAUCGUAUCGAUUGUAGUGUAUCUUAUCAUAUGGUAUCAUAUCUCAUUGUACCAUAGCGAUUGUAUCGUAGCAAUCGUAUCAUAUCAAUCCUAUCGUACUGUACCGUAUAGUAUCGUAUUGUAUCGUACCGUACUGCACCGUACCGUAUCAUCCACUAUCCUGUCAUGUCCUAUCCUGUCCUACCCCAUCCUUAAUUCUAUCGAAGUGUAACAUAAGGUAACGGAACCUUUUGUCAGGGUACUUUAUAAUACUUCUUCUACCUAGGCCCAUCAAUAUGGCUUAAUGGGUUAUUGUAUUGUAUCCUAUCUAACUGCAUAAUGAUGCCACACUUGAUUACGUAACCGUAUAGUUCAAUAAGUUAUGCCUCCAUUUGCUGCCACUAAGGCAAUCUAGAAAUUUUCAGGCAUUAUCAUUUAAACUCCAGAUUAGGUCCAAAGUCAAAACUGCUAUAAUGACCCUCACAUUACAUGUACUAGAGUUACUGGUUGUAAAUUGAUAAUCUUGCAUGACAGUAUUAUGUUGAUGAUUGAUCCCAUGUUAAUUCUUCUCAAAUCUCCUCUCCUCCUCAUACCCCCUGAAUGUGAGGAUGAGAGGAGAGGAUGGAAGAAGAGAGACAGAAGAGCUAAAUGCUGCUGCCAACCUAUCUGUCUGGAAGGGCAUUAUGCCAGUACUAAAUAUAGCUGCAAGAUUAGGGAGAAAGAGACAGAAAGAAAAAAAAGGACAGUGAGUCAUGCAUCAUGAUACAGAGAAUAUGCCUUUACUCCAAAAUCUGCUGUAUAAUGCCCUGAGGUUUCCAGAAAUCUCAUAAUGUCAUGGGGAAUAAUAAUCAAGGAGAAGCAGGAAUAUCAUGCGGUUCUGAGGGUAUUUCUCUCUACUGAAUGCAGUGCACUUCAUACUUGAAGUAACUUACAUAAAUCUCUCUCCCUGCAUCCCGCUGCAGCUCUCUCUCCAUCUAUCUCCCUGUCUGUCUGAAUCUUUUCUCUUGUAUCAGGACUUCCUGUAUUUUUUCACCUUGCUUUCUUUGCGUUCAGAGUGAUGUUUGCCUAAUAACUCCAGCCCUGGUUUCCUCCCUGCUUUUGUUGCGGCAGCUGUGUCGAAGCAGGUACUGGACGCUAUCUGGCCUGCAAGUGUGUUUUGUUAGAUCCUAUCAGCACUCCUGUGUGUGUGUGUGUUUGUAUGUGUGCAUAUGUGUGUGUGUGUUUAAAAGUGAUGAUUGAAAGAGUGAGAGAGAUUGUAUUGAAUAGGUACGAUACCAAAAAGAGUCAUGUUUGCUGGUUUUUUUUUUUCCUUUUUACUUUAACAGACAGGAAAAAGUGUGUUUUGUAACGUCUUGUGAAUACAAAGCCUUUUUUUUUAUUUAACAGAACAAACAGAAAGUGUUAUCUCCCACAGAAACAUGGAUCCACAGGCCUCGUCUGUCAUAGUCCACUGAGGGACAUCAACCUUGAUAAAAGAUUUACAGUGUAAACCGCUGCAUGGUAAAGUAUCCAAAAAGUCAGAAAGGUUAAGGCAACACUGAAGUGUGGGCAUUAUAAACAAAAUAAGACUUCUUGAUGGCGACCCACCUCAACUGGCUCCUGUUAAUGCAAAGGAGUAAUUCCUCGACUCCUUGCUCUUGCUGCAAGUCCAAGCACUAGUCCUAUCUUUUAGGCUGAGUCCAGUCACCUUUUGCUUAUAAUAACAAACUCAAUAUUUUGGUCUCUAUCCACAGCACCUUGAUCAUAGUAGAGAGCCAGGAGGUAGAUUAACUGGUCAGUUACAAGUGUUGCCUUCAGGCUUUCAUCCCUCUUCCCAAUAAUGACCAAUUACAACACCCACGAUGCAUAAAUGUCACGAACGGACCUUGAUUUAUGAUCAAAGAUUUAUGACACUCUAGUCAAUAUUUGUGCAGAUACUCUAAAUUCUAAUCCAUAAAUUUUUACCUCAUGUUGGCACUAAACAACCAACACGGCUGUUCCCAAAGUUGUAUCGGUAUCAUUGCUAAAAUUGGAUUUAAUUAAAAAAAAUAGCAAAAUAAUAAUCAACUAAAUUUGAUUUACAAGUGCAUGCAAAGCUAAAGUGAAUAGAGAUAAGAUGAUGAUGAUAUUUUUUCUCUGAAUCUGAAGGAGAAACUGUUCCUCCUGACCUGGUGUGGGUAAUUUUGUGCGAAAGAGCUAUUAAUGUGUGAAAGCACAAAAGAGAGUGUUUUCUGAGGCAGAGAUAAGUACUGUAGAUUACUCUUGGGUAUAAAAGGUGUGGGUGAGUGUAGAUGAAAUGGUGGUGCAGGGCACAUGGUUUUUGUGGUUGAGGGUCUGCCGGGUAAGUGGGUGGGGGCAUAGUUGUGGUCUGGGCAUGCUCGGUCCUGUCAGGUGGAGGAUGCGGGUACCAGUAGGAGUGAUUGGAGAUCAGAGAGGCGACUGGAUGUUAUCUCUCCAUCCAAACCAUACUUUCAGGUCGACUCAUCCGAGGCAACAGCCAGUCCCCCUCUCUGUCUGUCUGCUCAUUCCUCCUCCUCCUCCUCCGCUGCUUUUAACACAAGGGUUUGUUCCUCCUGCAUUGACAUAACACCACUACUGACACAUUUAGCCCCAUUUCAUCAACCUGAACGGCAGCUUUCUUUCAACGUGUUCUUUUGAUGAUACUACAGGUGCAUCUUCUGCUGGUAAUUUAGUCUAAAUCACCAUCACCAUUGUAACUUCUUUCCUAUCUGAUUCUGAUAUUUAAGCACCAAAACGCUUAAAUCCAAAUUUUUUGGAAGAAUGCCCUUAUCAUCUGAGUACACUAAAACCUGCUUGACAAAAUGAUUGUUUUUCAGUUAAAUAAAGUGAUUAUACAUGACAGUGGAGAUAAAUGUGUAGCUAUUUUUGGUAGCUUCAAUCAGUGCUGUUAUAUAGUAGGGUUCAGUCAUAACUAUUACCUGUUAUAUAUUAAGAAGAAGAAGAAGAAGAAGAAGAAGAAGAAGAAGAAGAAGAAGAUCAUCUGAAUCUUUCUGUCCUGCAGCGAAGAGAGAGGAGCCGUCCACCAACAUUGGCUCUUUGGUCCAUCAAGGUGUUGUGAAGUGGGUGAUCCAUGUUCUUUGGAAUAGUCUCCACCUUCCUCAGUGUAGAUCUCUCCACCACAUCCUCCACUGAGUCCAGCUUGAGUCCUGCCACAGAGCCAGCCUUUUUCACCAGUUUGUUAAGACGUCUUGCAUCUUUGUGUUUGUGUUUGCAUCUUUUGCUUAUUAGGAUAAACAUCUUGCAUCAGAUCUGGGUUAAAAUGUAAAUAAGGUGUCACAUCUUGAGCUGCUGCCCCAAGGCCCUGUGAGAGGGGAGGUAUACAUGGUGCCAUGACCAGGUUCUUAGGGCUGUGGCUGACACCCUCUGCACAGGACUCCAGCAAAGCAAACACUAGCUCCCGUUGAGGCACAACAUCCUCUUCAUCAGGGCAGGAGAGAAACCUCAGAGAGAGCGCAAGGCCCCAACUGGGCUGCUAGCCUCAGCUCGUGACUGGGGACUGAAGGUGGACCUGGGGAGGAAGCUGAAGUUUCCAGAGCACAUCGCCAAGACAUCACUCAGGCCAGACCUAGUCGUAACAUCUGACUCUACAAAGCAAGUGGUGCUGCUGGAACUUACAGUCCCCUGGGAAGACCAGAUGUGUGAGGCCAAGGAGCGCAAGAAGGCCAGAUACCUCGAGCUGGUGGAAGCCUGCAGGGAGAAUGGCUGGAGGGCCCGGUGUGAGCCAUUUGAGGUGGGCUGCAGGGGUUUCCCAGGGCAAUCACUGCACCGAGUACUUAAGCUGCUGGGGAUCAGAGGGUUGCAGGAGAGGAAAGCCACCAGAACCAUCAGUGAAGCGGCCGAAAAAGCCUCUAGGUGGCUGUGGAUCAAGAGGGCUGAAGCAUGGUGUAACGCUGCUCGGACACAAGUCAGGGACUGAUCACCCCCGGCUGGGUCGCCCGGGUGAGGGUGUAUGAUGAUCCAAGACCCGAAACACCCUAUGACCCUGGGUUUGUCACUGAGAAUGUGUCCGAGCUGCACCAGUAGGGUGUAUGAAUAACUAACUCAAAGGUAGCAUAAAAGAACUCCAUCAGUGCUUAAAACAUCUGUCAAUUCAAGCUGAUCCAGAUGCUUUAUUUUGUAUAAAACAGGUCACAUGCCAUUGGACUAUAUUUAGAUUUCUUAAAACAGGAGAACUGCUUAUAUAAAAAAAACCCUGCCUUAAUGGAUUCAAACACAGUGAUUAUUCUGCUUCUCUGCAGCCAUUGCACACAGCAUACAGUGACUUCUUUAACCUUUUGAAUUAGCACACACCUGUGGUUAUGUAAUUUUCGUGUAUGGGAAAGCUGUACACAAUGUACAGACAGGGAGUGAAUGACAGUUACAACAGGCCAGGCUGAUUAUCCUUCACUGUGGAAUAUCCCCAAUGAAUAAAACCAUCAGUGUUUUACAAAAUUCAUAAAGCAAACAUGUAUGAUUAAAAGUUUACCAACAAUCACAACUCCAAUUCUGCCAAGACAUACUCUUUGUGAAUCUUAAAAAUGUAGAGUUGGGGUGCUGCUAUUUCUCUUAGUAUGUUAUCUGUAAAGCCUUGUUGUGGUUUGAAAGCUAAUAUCUGUCUUCGUUAUGCCAAAUGAACUCAAUUGUAGACCACUAAUUAAUACAGACUUCUGCACUGUGCUAAAACCAUGGCGUGUGGCGCCCUCUAGUGGAGGUGAGUUAUGCCUGCAGGGGUUUUCCAACGAGGAAAGUAGACGUGGCAAGUGACGUGUAUACCGGAAAUGACCCGGAUCGGAACUUUAACUCCUGGGUUGAUUAGUUUUCACCAGAAAGAUCGACGCUACUCCGAAUGAUGUAAUAUCGACUGAGGUGAGUUGAAACGGAUCGAUUUUUGUCUUUUGAGAAGGAUUAACCGUAAAGCGGUCGGUUUCUGUCGAAUUCGGUCAGAGUUGUGUUAAAAAAAACAGACGGUUAGUAAAGAAGCCCGGUUAGCUCGCUGUGUUAGCUGCCGUUAGUUAGCCUGUGGUUAGCCGCCGGUGCUCUGCUCCUCAGGCCGUGAUCAGCUGUCUGUCGUGAUGGGCGGCCUGUCCACAGCGCUGGCCCUGAAUUUAGCACCAAAAAUUCACCUUCGUAGACAAAUAUCAAGUUUUUUAGCGGUUUCUUUGUGAAUCAAGCGGAUGUUGUUUGUUUAACGACGGUAGCGGAGUCCUCUUUAGUCGGGGUUUUGGUUGAAGAGAUCCGCGCCGUUAGUUAGCCAACACGGAGGCUUUUAACCUGAAACCGAAAACAACAAAACAAUGCGGUGUUUCUACUCUUUACUGUUUAAGUGACUGUCACAAGAAUAUAAAAAUGUUUUCCAUAAAUAUGUUUAUUAAAUUUCCAAGAACACAUGACGAAAAACAAACAUGCAUUUGGCUCACACACACACAUUUAGGUUCAAAUAUAUACAGGCGAGAGAUUCAGGAGUCAUCUUAUACAAAUAAAAUAAGUAAAAUAAAUCAAGUGUACAUUGCCAUAUAUAAUACGUUCAUAUUCUCAAAGGAAGGUACACAGAGGCAAAAACAUCAACCAAAUAGGACGUCAUUUUCGAGGUAGCACGUCCAGAGCUAUGAUACAAAUCCUCUCAUAAGAAUGGUAGAGAUAUGUUAACCAACAUAUGACUGAAAGGGUUCCCAUGUUUUACCAAACACAUCAUCUUUGUUGUGUAGUUGACACGUCAGGUAGUCCAAUGCUGAACCUCGGCUGGGACUGUGUUUGAUGGAGUUUCCUUCUAUUUUUAUCAGUGAUGGACAGAUCAAAUAUGCCAAGUAGCAAACAUAAAGGAUUGUUUUUUGUAUUAGUUGUAUUUACAAAUAAUUUUUGUUUACAUUCUUUUCCCCAGACGUGUUUACAAGUGCCCAUGAAAGACACCCCACCUUGGAUGUGAGCCCACCCCCUUGUACCUGAGGUCUUCAUAUCGAUCAGUCACACAAAGCAGAAGAGAAGGACUUAACUUUCCCAGCUGUUUUCAAGUCUUUUGACCCCUUUGCUGGCGGCAGAAUGACGUGCCGGGACCGGACACUUGAGUUCCAGUCGGUCUGUAAAUCUCUCCAGGGCAGACCGGUAUGUUGGCACAGAGCACCUGUUAUCAUUCAUAUAACAACAAGAGAAAACCACUUGGUGUUAAAUAGGAAUUCAGAUCCAUCUUUUAAGAGUUUAUAAACCAUAUAAACUUUCGCUUUCACUAUUGGUCUCUUCUUGUUUUCUCUUCACAUCUUGGAUUAAGUUAGCUACAAGUACCUGAAUCUGCCAAUUUCCAUUUCAAGGUUUCUCCUCACCACCUGUUGGUAAUAGGUGCAUUAACUAUUAUGAAAGAUAAUGGUAGCUGGCAGUCACCCUGCUAUAACAGUGUACUCGCCAAUAUUUGUAAUGACAGUAUUGUAAAUGUCAGAAAAAGAUUAUGUGCUGUUCAGAAAUGCCACAGACAAUUUUAUAAAAGCCUAAUUAAUGACAUUGUUUGUCCACUACUGUUUAUUUUUUAAAAUAUGUAUAGUUUGAAUAUUUUAAUGACUCAGUGAGAAAAUACUGUGAUCACAGUUCUUUCAAAUCCUACUCAUCUUUAUUCUUAAUGUUGACCAGAAUCUAUGUGACCGUGGCAGUGUUAGCCUAUUAUGUUUUAACUUUUCAGACUAGUUUUAACAUUUAGUUGGAUUUGAUAAUCUAACACCAUGUUGAUUACAAUCCCAAGUAACCAGUCCUUACAGAGCCCCAUUACUCAAGAGUUUAUGUUAUAUUCCUUAUCAUUCUUGGACUGUAUAAACUUUCAUUUUCACUUUUGGUCUGUUUUUGUUUUCUUUUCACAUCUCUGGUUAAGUAACUUGAAUCUGCUGAUUUCCAUGUCAGGAUUCCUCCUUACCACCUGUUGGUAACAGAAUUCAAACCGUGGAUUUGAUAAUCUAACGUCAUGUUGAUUACAAUCUUAAGUAACCAGUCCUUUACUAACCCCAUUACUCAGUCUGACCAUCAGUCCAAAAAUACAUUUUUACAGGUUAUUGAUUAUAAUACAACAGAAGGAAAAGUAUGAUGUUUAGAAUUUUUUUUUUUUUUUUCACAGCUACCCAACAGCCUGUUAUUCUGAAAUCAAUCAUGUAAUCUCCCUCUUAUGUAUCUCCCUUGCUAGAAUGGAGUCCAGCCCAGUAAACCAGCUCUCAAUGCGCUCAAGCAGCGCAGUGACUUCACAGUUAUGGCCAAGUAAGUUCCUCAUAGUCUCAGAUAUUUACUGAAUGUGUCUAUUGCGCUGAUUGUUGUAUUGAACCAUCUACAUUUAUGCAUUUUACCCAUUCUAUCUUUGUUGUAACAAGCAAACUUGCCAAAUAGCUGAAACUUGGUUUCUUUGGAGAUAAAACAGCUCAAAUAUUUCCCUCUAUAAUGUAACCAUGUGUUACCCAAAAUGCCUGUCUUCUUUUUAAGUGUGUGCAUGGCAAAGGGCGCUAAAUUUUUUGUCCAUUUCUUUGCAGGAGAAUCGGAAAAGACCUGAGUAAUACAUUUGCCAAACUGGAAAAGCUCACUAUCUGUAAGUGUCCCUUUAAUGGCACAUUAGCGUGAACUGCUCUGAAAACUUUGUUUGCUAAAAAACCAGAUUUUCUGAUUUAUGUGCUGUUUUUUGAUGUUUUAGUGGCAAAAAGAAAAUCUUUAUUUGACGACAAGGCAGUGGAGAUUGAGGAGCUAACCCAGAUCAUUAAACAAGUAAGUCAACUCUACUAUUUGAAAUAAAUAUUUAAUAUCGAUCACGAAUAGUUUCAACAAAUACCUAACCGUUUUCUCUCUUGUGUUUGUGCCUUUAGGACAUCAACAGUCUAAACAAACAGAUCGCACAGCUGCAGGACUCGGUGAGGACCCGCAACACUCCAGGUGGACGACAUAUCCAAACCCAUUCGAACACUAUAGUGGUGUCAUUACAGGUAUUGUAUGAUUUACACUUUGUUCAACAUAUUGCUCACGAUCUAGUUAAUCAUGGUCAUUUUAAUGCCCAAUUUUAAAUUAAUACAGUUGUUGUCCGCUCAGAAGUGUGUGGUUGAGUUCAGUCACACUGAUUUUACUGUCUCUUCUGUUGUCUGCAGUCUAAACUGGCUACGAUGUCCAAUGACUUCAAAUCAGUCCUAGAAGUCAGAACAGAGGUGAGAGGUGUUUUGGUGUUUUCUGUCAUUAAGGGCAGAAAAUACUUUGACCAAACUUGUAUUUGUUUAAGUGCUCUCAGAUCUGACAGUUACUUCUCUUGUCUGCAGAACUUGAAGCAGCAGCGUAGCAGGAGAGAGCAGUUCUCCCAGCCUCCUGCCUCAUCUUCUCCUCUGAUGGCCAACAACUUCAGUAAGUUUACCCACACUGCAGAUUCACUUCUCAUGUAACUUUAACAGUGGUCUUGUGUUUAAGCAAAGGCACCUGCAGGUAAACACAGCAUGCUGUUUUGGCUUCAUACACGUGUUCACUCUAUAAGGAUAUUGGUCCCAUUCACAGUUUGAACUUAGUAACAAACAGCAGAGAAUUUGAUAUUUAGAUCAACUGUCAGCCCUGAAUCGAUUCCAAAACUUAGUUGUGUAACUCACAAACAUGCAGAAUGAAUUACCCUCUAAAUCAAAGCUGUUGUCCUGUACAGACCCCCGAAAACAUUCCUCAGCUUCAGAAGUUAUUUACCUUUUUUUUUUUUUUUGUCUAGUCAUAUUACAGUACAUUAAAGGGAUAUUCUGGUGUAAAAUUGAUUUAGGGUCAAACACACCAUAACAUAGAGUUAGACACCCUUCAAGAGAUGAAAGUUGCAGACUGCUUGCUUCUCUAGUUAUACCAAUUUUAGUAAUGACCGCAGAUAGCAAUACACAGCAGUCUCAGGAGCCAUAAACAAACAUCAACCAAAACGCCACUCUACAGCCACAAAUAAUGCUCAGAACACCACCUAACUUCAUCAAUAGUACAUAUAGGGUCCUAGCCACAGCAGUAGCCACCAAACAUCUUUUUAACUCUAUUUCAGCGGCCACUUGUUUGUAGCGAGACCUUGGGCCAGUCCAUUAUGGACUGCUGUGGGGUGACGCAGCUCAAGGAAGAACAUUUAUGAUCAUUUCUUCAUGGAAAUGCAAUCAGACCGAGACGCUAAGGCAGAAGAACUACUGCGUCUGCAGUACACAAUGAUUUAUAUGGUGAUUAUUACUUCAAGGAAAUGAUAGAGUAAUGAUCAUAAAUGUCCUGAGGUCUCACGACAAACAAGCGGCUGCUGGAAGAGAGUAGGUGAGUUGUGUUUAGUCUCUUUGCUAAAGAAAUCAGGCAAAGUUAAAAAGAUGUUUGGUGGCUAGUGCUGUGGCUGGGACCCUAUAUGUACUGUUGAUGAAGUUAGGUGCUGUUCUGAGCAUUAUUUGUGGCUAUAGAGUGGCGUUUUGGUUGAGGUUUGUUUAUGGCUACUGAGACCGCUGUGAAUUGCUAUCGUGCAGUAGUUACUAAAGUCAGUAUAACUAGAGAAGCAAGCGGUCGGCAACAUUCAUCUCUCAAGGGGGUGUCUAACUCGGUGUUAUGGUGUGUUUGACCCUAAAUUAAUUUUACGCCUGAAUAUCCCUUUUAAGGUUUUUCUGGAAGUAACAAAAACCAUUAUAGAGUGAACACACAUUCAAUUUUUGUCUUUGUCUUGCUUUGAAGCACUUGUCAAUUUGUCUGGCUCUGCCCCAUUGAAAUCUUGGGAAUCAAAUCGCUACAUUUUUGCCAAACACUCUUUUUAGCAACGGGAGCUUAGAUGCUUCCUAUGCUUACAUUUACACUGCCAGUAAAAUGUUUCUAGACAUGAAAUCCAAAACCCUGCAUACACUGAUCUGAAUAUUCUGUGAAGUAGCAAAUAUACUUCUCAUUCAUAUAUAUAAUGAAAAUAGUGUGAAUCACUGAUAUUAUAAUGUUAACAAAUAAGUCUUCUUUAGUAGCAGGCGAUGUGCAGUUUAACUUUUUUGGUUUAACAUGCAGACCUUUUCAGGGGUUCAGCCUGUGACAUCAAAUCUUGGUGCUCAUCAGAAAUGGAUCCUAACUUCUGAGUCUUCUGUCUUUAUAGUAUCUCCGCUGGUAAAUUUGCUCAUGUUGGAGAAAAAGUGUUUUUAAUAACACUGAAGGCUCUUUAGUUCUAGUGGUCAACUUUUAAUUUCCUCAUUCGAAGUUCUUUAUAUACACACCGAGCCACAAACGCCAACGAUGAACAGAAAACAUUUGGACUGGCAGUGUACUUUUCAAAUAGCUGUUGUCAUAGUGAACUGCUCGAAAUCCUUGUGAAUGAUUAUAACUGUAUUUGGUCAUCUAUAAUGCAAAAAUCAAAAAAUAUUUUAGGGAGCCGCAAAAAAGGGGCCCAGGAGCCGCAUGCAGCUCGCGAGCAGCGCUAUGACUUCCAGGGCUCAAAUUUGAAAGGUAUUUCCCUGGAACGUUUGAAUCCACCAGCGGGUAUCACUAGCUUUUGUAUGUGCCCGCUGGAUUUUUUGCUUUACCCCAUCUUCCAUUGAGGACUUGCGUCUGACCAUGUUGAACAUGCUUGUGUGUUUGUCUUGUGCUUGUUGUGUCCCUUUAGAGAGCUCAGUUCUGAUGCAGGACGAGUCCAGGAGUAUGGGGGAUGUGGCCAUCGACAUGGACUCUCAGACCAAUCCCAUGCAGCUCCAGCUUAUUGAUGAGCAGGUAGACUUUAGUAGUAAAUCUUCAAAGUAAGGCGGGCAGUGUAAAAGUAUUUACUCUGUGUGAUUAAGAAAGAGUCAGUGAUUUGUGCUCCACUGUUUCUUUUUUUUAAACCUUUUUAUUGUGUGAUGACAGGACUCGUACAUCCAGAGCCGUGCAGACACCAUGCAGAACAUCGAGAGCACCAUCGUUGAACUUGGCUCUAUAUUCCAGCAGCUGGCAAACAUGAUCAAGAUACAGGAGGAGACCAUCCACAGGUUAGAGGGAGCUGGAGGAAACCAGUUUGUGUGCUUGUGGAGAAUGAGAAAAGAAGUCGGUUACACUUUUAUAUGCUGCAGUUCUUAUCAAACUGGACUCCCUGAAGUCAGCACAGACUUAAAACAUGCGGAAGCAGCAAACCUGUCCAAAAAUACUCAGGCACACCUUGGCACAUCAUGUUUAGUGUUUAACAAUCCUAGAGAUCCUGGCUUGAGAGUUUUGUCAGCUGUGGAUAAAUACAGGCAAGGUGAAGCUACCUAACUCCUGCUUCAUAUUGUGUAAAUCCAAGUAUAUUAAUCUGAGCAGUUCUGAUCUUUUGUUUUCGAUUCAGAGUGUAUUACAAAGCAGGUUGUUACACACACAUGCAAUUUAUCUCUGUGUUUUGCUGCAAAAACUAUAAACUCAGACAAAAAAUAGAAAAUAAAACUAUUAAUAUAAAGAUUAAAUAGAAUAUAUGAACAAGUCCUAUUGUUGCCAAUGAACCUUAUCUUUACCAAUCUUUAAAAUAACAAACUCAAAACUAUAUACAUACCAUAGUUGCAACGGAGGGCUGUACAUUUGUGCAGGAAAGUGCUUUAUUUAAAUAAAUAUAGCAAACCCAAGGGAAGUAUGUCUGCAGGUGUCAUUAUCAUCCAUUUUGGGUCAUCUGAAUAAACUGCUUCCUAAUUUCUCUUCCAGGAUUGAUGCUAACGUUGAAGACACCCAGCUGAAUGUGGAUGCUGCCCACACAGAGAUCCUCAAAUACUUCCAGUCCGUCUCCUCCAACCGUUGGUUGAUGAUCAAGAUCUUCCUCGUCCUGGUCAUCUUCUUCAUCAUCUUUGUCGUCUUCUUUGCUUAA